Molecule: messenger RNA, 5431 nt
Organism: Lutra lutra (Eurasian river otter)
Lineage: Eukaryota; Metazoa; Chordata; Mammalia; Carnivora; Mustelidae
Gene: PRDM15
Product: PR/SET domain 15
Exons: 25
Coding region: 190-3606 (1138 amino acids)
Biological process (GO): regulation of transcription by RNA polymerase II; cell fate commitment
Cellular component (GO): cytoplasm; nucleus
Molecular function (GO): DNA-binding transcription factor activity; histone deacetylase binding; RNA polymerase II cis-regulatory region sequence-specific DNA binding
Source: RefSeq, a predicted model, not a curated record
GCUUCCGGUGCUGCGCAGUUUCCGGAGCGGAUCGCAACCCGGAGUCCGGAUCCGAGCCCGCUCUGCACAUUCCACAGGCAGGUAAAAGGAUCGAGGCCCCAGAAUUACCGUGUCCAGAUUAUCCCUCCAGUAAGUGGGGAUUCUGCCUCACGGGACGAACAGAACACAGAGUUUUACGAGGCGUCCGAAAUGGCUGAAGACGGGAGCGAGGAGAUCAUGUUCAUCUGGUGUGAGGACUGCAGUCAGUACCACGACUCCGAAUGUCCUGAGCUGGGCCCCGUGGUCAUGGUCAAGGACUCCUUUGUGUUAAGCAGGGCACGAUCAUCCCUCCCUUCCAACCUGGAGAUCCGGCGGCUGGAAGACGGGGCCGAAGGAGUGUUUGCGGUGACUCAGCUCGUCAAGAGAACACAGUUCGGUCCGUUCGAGUCGAGGAGAGUGGCCAAAUGGGAGAAGGAAUCCGCGUUUCCCCUGAAGGUGUUCCAGAAGGACGGGCACCCCGUGUGUUUCGACACCUCCAACGAGGACGACUGCAACUGGAUGAUGCUGGUGCGGCCGGCGGUGGGGCCCGAGCACCAGAACCUGACAGCCUUCCAGCACGGCAACGACGUCUACUUCACCACGUCGCGGGACAUCCCGCCGGGCGCCGAGCUGCGCGUGUGGUACGCCGCCUUCUACGCCAAGAAGAUGGACAAGCCCAUGCUGAAGCAGGCCUGCCCCGGGGCCCACGCUGCAGGCACGCCGGAGAGCAGCGCCGCGGUGGAGUCCGAGCCCAGCCAGUGGGUGUGCAAAGUGUGUUCCGCCAGCUUCCCGGAGCUGCAGCUGCUGAACGAACACCUGUUGGGUCACUUGGAACAAGCCAAGAGCCUGCCCCCGGCCAGCCAGCACGAAGCAGCGCCUGAGAAGGAACCAGAUGUGCCCCGGGGGGAGCCUCCUGGAGUUCCCAAGAGUGUCAGUGCCACCAAAGAGCAGAAGAAAAAGCCUCGAAGGGGAAGAAAACCCAAAGCAUCAAAACCUGAGCAGCCUCUAGACAUCAUAGAAGGCAAGGAGCCGCCAGAGCCAGUGGCCGAGAUCGUAACUGAGGUCCCGCCAGACGAGCCCGUGGCCGCAGCGCCAGACGACCGCAUCAUGGAGCUGGUCCUGGGGAAGCUGGCCACCAGCCCCGGCGACACCAGUUCCGUGCCAAAGUUCCCGCACCAUCAGAGCACCACCAUCACCCUCAAGAGGAGCCUGAUUCUGUCCAGCCGGCACGGCAUCCGGAGGAAGCUCGUCAGGCAGCUGGGCGAGCACAGGCGGGUCUACCAGUGCAGCAUCUGCAGCAAGGUCUUCCAGAACAGCAGCAACCUGAGCAGGCAUGUGCGCUCGCAUGGCGACAAGCUGUUUAAGUGUGAGGAAUGUGCCAAGUUGUUCAGCCGCAAGGAGAGCCUGAAGCAGCACGUCUCCUACAAGCACAGCAGGAACGAGGUGGAUGGCGAGUACAGGUACCGGUGUGGCACUUGUGAAAAGACCUUCCGCAUCGAGAGUGCGCUGGAGUUCCACAACUGCAGGACAGAUGACAAGACGUUCCAAUGUGAGAUGUGUUUCAGAUUCUUCUCCACCAACAGCAACCUCUCCAAGCACAAGAAGAAGCACGGGGACAAGAAGUUCGCCUGCGAGGUCUGCAGCAAAAUGUUCUACCGCAAGGACGUCAUGCUGGACCACCAGAGGCGGCACCUGGAAGGCGUGCGGCGGGUGAAGCGGGAAGACCUGGACGCUGGUGGCGAGAAUCUGGUCCGCUACAAGAAGGAGCCCUCGGGAUGCCCCGUGUGCGGCAAGGUGUUCUCCUGCAGAAGCAACAUGAACAAGCACCUGCUGACCCACGGCGACAAGAAGUACACCUGUGAGAUCUGCGGCCGCAAGUUCUUCCGCGUGGACGUGCUCAGGGACCACAUCCACGUCCACUUCAAGGACAUCGCGCUGAUGGACGACCACCAGAGGGAGGAGUUUAUCGGCAAGAUCGGCAUCUCCUCGGAGGAGAACGACGACAACUCAGACACGAGCGCGGACUCGGAGCCUCACAAGUACAGCUGCAAGCGGUGCCAGCUGACCUUCGGCCGGGGGAAGGAGUACCUGAAGCACAUCAUGGAGGUCCACAAGGAGAAGGGCUACGGCUGCAGCAUCUGCAACCGCCGCUUCGCCCUCAAGGCCACGUACCACGCUCACAUGGUCAUCCACCGCGAGAACCUGCCAGACCCCAACGUGCAGAAGUACAUCCACCCGUGUGAGAUCUGCGGGCGCAUCUUCAACAGCAUCGGGAAUCUGGAGCGGCACAAACUCAUCCACACGGGUGUCAAGAGCCACGCCUGCGAGCAGUGCGGGAAGUCCUUCGCGCGGAAGGACAUGCUGAAGGAGCACAUGCGCGUGCACGACAACAUCCGGGAGUACCUGUGUGCCGAGUGCGGGAAAGGCAUGAAGACCAAGCACGCGCUGCGUCACCACAUGAAGCUACACAAGGGCAUCAAGGAGUACGAGUGCAAGGAGUGCCACCGCAAGUUCGCGCAGAAGGUCAACAUGCUGAAGCACUACAAGCGGCACACGGGGAUUAAAGAUUUCAUGUGUGAGCUGUGCGGCAAGACCUUCAGUGAGAGGAACACGAUGGAGACCCACAAGCUCAUCCACACAGUGGGCAAGCAGUGGACAUGCUCCGUGUGCGACAAGAAGUACGUCACCGAGUACAUGCUGCAGAAGCACGUGCAGCUCACGCACGACAAAGUGGAGGCGCAGAGCUGCCAGCUGUGUGGGACCAAGGUGUCCACCAGGGCCUCUAUGAGCAGACACAUCCGGCGCAAACACCCGGAGGUCCUGGCUGUGAGGAUCGACGACCUGGACCACCUCCCGGAGACCACCACCAUCGAUGCCUCCUCCAUUGGCAUCGUCCAGCCUGAACUGAGUCUGGAGCAGGAGGAGCUGGCCGAGGGGAAGCACGGGAAAGCCUCCAGGAGGGCCCACAAGAGGAAGCAGAAGCUGGAGGCGGAGGCGGCGGGCGCCCCGGGGCCGGAAGCGACCACCUUCAGCGAGUACGCAGAGAAGGAGCCCGUGCUGUCGGGCGUGGGGGACGAAACGGACUCCGCGGUGCAGAGUAUCCAGCAGGUGGUCGUGACCCUGGGGGAUCCGAAUGUGACCACCCCAUCGAGCUCAGUGGGCCUGACCAACAUCACGGUGACCCCUAUCACCACCGCCGCUGGGACUCAGUUCACCAGCCUCCAGCCCGUGGCCGUCGGGCAUCUGACCACCCCGGAGCGCCAGCUGCAGCUGGACAACUCGAUCCUGACUGUGACCUUUGACACCGUCAGUGGCUCCGCCAUGCUGCACAACCGGCAGAACGACAUCCAGAUCCACCCCCAGCCCGAGGCCACAAACCCGCAGUCGGUGGCGCACUUCAUCAAUCUGACCACGCUGGUCAACUCCAUCACACCCCUGGGCAGCCAGCUCGGCGACCAGCACCCGCUCACGUGGCGCGCGGUGCCGCAGACAGACGUGCUGCCGCCGCCCCAGCCGCAGGCGCCCCCCCCACAGGCGCCGCCGCCGCAGGUACAGGCGGAGCCCCAGCCGCAGAUGUACAGCUACUGAGCCGCACGGCAGAGUGUGUAGAUGGAGACCCACACUCGGGUGUCCUUUCUCAUUUUUGAGAUUCAUUUGCUGGAUACCAAACCGAGGGAAAAAAAAAGUUACUAUCACAACGUCCGUAAGGUUGACUAGGCCUUGCAGCAUUCUCUCCAGACCCCCUCCCGGCAUCGCAGUCUGGGGGCGCGCCUCGAGUGACCCCGGAGGUGGCUGCGUGUGCCUGGCAGAACUCGGUUUUGGGGCACACGGGGUCAGGGGAAGGGGGGCAAGCGGGAGCAGAGAGGCGAGUGAUGUGUCAGGAGGGACACAGUGGCCCACCUGCCUCCUUCAGGGCAGGAUCCCCACCUGGGGACUUGGGGAUGAGUCUCACGGGACCUGGGUGGCGAGGAAGCUCCCACUUCUCGCUUCUGGGUGUUUUUGAUGAAUGAGCAGUUAGACGUUAAAGUGAUGUUUAUUUUCUUUGAAAUUUGAGUCGAGUUGAAUUUGUGACCCAACUCUGGGCUGAAGGCACCCUGUGGCUUCCGCUGACGCUCUGGGCACAGUCGGCCUGGGCUGGGGGGUCCCAGACAUCGCUGACUCGGGCCUCAGAGGCCUCUUUGUAACAUAACGUGGAUCGAUUUUUCAUUUCUUUGUUUUUGUUUUUGUUUUUUUUUACUGUAUUUCGAGCCCAUGUUAUGUAUUCAGGGCUGUCCCGGCCACGUUGUUUUCGAUCUUGAACACGCUCAAGUCGUUUGCACUGUAGGAGCGUCGGUCUGCGUGCAGCUCUGCACGGCUGCCCGGGCGUGAGGGACACGCCGCCGUGGGCGACACGGCCGCUGCACGCGUCCCUCCCGGGGCUCCUGCACGGCUGCCCGGGGACCAUUGGCCAAAUAUAUUUAUCACAGUGAGGCUCAGCCGAUCCCAGCAAAGGACAGGGAAGAAACCGUGUGUUCUUUCUGCUUGAACUGAAUUCCAAAGGUUGAUGUGUUUCAAGACCAAUGUUUUAGAAAAACGUCGAGCGAGCGUGGCUCUCCCAGCGGCAAAGUACACGUCUCCGAAACCCAGAUGGGCCGCCUUCUGCCAGGCGGCAACAAAACAGAAGAGGUUCGCUCACAAGCAGAAGCGUGAACGGCCUUCGUGAACGAGCGUGCCAAGUUACAGCCGCGCGCAUCCCCGGGACACGGCUCCCACGUGCGCGCGCGCCUGUCAGCAGCGCGGGGCCUGGCCCACGUCCUCUCGCGGCUCAGCCAGGGACACAGCGGCGCGGCGUUCACCCUCCUGAUCCCCGUAACGCUGUCCGAACCGCAUCCUAAUGUGCCCUUAUACUGGCCUUGCUCCCUCGUUACUGCGCGUCCUGUCUUCUUGGGACACCCACGCGGAAGGACGAGCAAGGCAUCCGUAGUGAAUACGCCGGAGGACUCUUGGCCGUCGCUGAGGCCAGGGACGAUUCGUUCUGCAAAAUCAAGUUUCCCAGCACUUCACCUGGUUCCCAGUAGCAGGAGUCUGAGGACAGGGCUAGGAUUUGUUUCGUGCAAUUCUCGUCUCCAGAACCGCGGGGAGGCCUACGCCCGCCCUAGGCAAGCGUGUCUCAGGACGCGGCUCCGUGACACUCCCGUCGCCUGCCUGGCGGUUGAAUUCACAGUGGGAGAUUAUUUGAUUUUUUAAUUUAUGAUAAUUAUUUUUAUGUUAUUUAUGUAUAUAAUUAACUGCUUUCUACACAAUAGUUUCAUCAAAUGAACUUGGGCUGGGAGUGAUAUAUUUUCUAAAAUACCGUCCUCGUUCUCCAAAUAUAACGGGGCCAGGUACCCACGGGAUCAAGAACACGAAGAACACCAAGAUUCCUAACAUAUUU